This is a messenger RNA of Symbiodinium necroappetens, 1629 nucleotides long. Lineage: Eukaryota; Dinophyceae; Suessiales; Symbiodiniaceae. The record is from the annotation of a GenBank genome assembly.
GCCAGAAGGCCAAGCGGGCGUGGAGGUCUUCAGAGCUGCGAUUAAGGAUCUAGACACCAAGUCCCAGUCGAAGAUCAAGAAUCUUACGGACCUGGCGCAGAGCCUCUACAGCAACUCCCAUGCGGUGGUGCAGGCAGUUGCCGAAGAGAUCCAUGGAGCCAGCUCUGACAGAAUACAGCCGCUGCUCUUCGUUGUGGACAGCAUCCUCAAGAAGGUGGGCAAGGACUACAAGGUGCACUUCGCGGAUCGCCUUCCCGAAGCUCUAGGCAGUGCCACAAGCACCGAUCGCAGCCCAGCAGGCGAUGUGGCCUCCAUGGCACUGGAGUCAGACGAGGUAGUGGAACGCCGGCUCCAGAUCUUGACGAAGAUCAUCGAGCGCAAGCCGCCAAAGCCCGAUGAACUGCAAGAGAUCAUGAAGGUGCCCGAGAUUCGAAAGGCCAUCGCUAUGCAGCAGAAGAAUCAGCGGCAGGAGGCAAUGGCCAUGCUGUCCCAGUUCAAGCAGGUCCGGCAUGGUGCUGGCAGCUGGGGUUUGGUCAACGGGCACCAACAGAUCCUAUCAGAGCGCGUGCUUGGGCUGAAGUCUGGUGAAGACCCGCGGCUUCGAAGUGAGCAGAAGCGCAGCGAUGCCAAGGAGAAGAGGGAGAAACAGCAGCUCUACGAUGACCCGCGACUGCAGGACAAGAAGCCUCAAGAUCCGAGGCAUGCUGCGGAGGGCAAAGGCCCCGCGCGGCCUCCAGAUCCACGGCGCCAGGCUGAUGCGGAAACUUCCAAGGAGACCGCAUCAGAACCAGCCAAGAAACGUGUGAAAGUGGAGGGUGAUGCUGAUGUCACCACCGUCGUCAGCGACGACGAGGUGGAAAAGAUACCCGACGAUGAGGACAUGCCGCUGGUCCCAACCAGGCAGUUUUUGCAGGGCAUGCCCUCGCUGGGCUUCUCGGAGGCCUGGCUUCGGCAAUUCAUGUCCCAGAUGCCUCGGAAAGGCGAGGCCAGAGAACGACGGCGGCAGCCAGUCGGACGAAAAAUCCUGGGUGCUGCUGGCGAGCAAAUGGUCUAUGUAGAUGCAAUGUCUCCCGGUGAGAUGCUGCUGCUGAUGCAGUUUGUGUUUAUGCUGGAGGAGAAACUCCGGUCCACUGGACGCUCUGUGGACCUGGCCCAGCGGGUCUCACACAGCUUCAGCUACCUGCAGGUCGACCUUGCCGUUGAUGUGAUGCUGAAGUGGGUCUUUGACGGGCUGCCCUUUCAGUGUGGCACGACAGGACUUCGCUUCGCCAACCGCGAAAAGCUGCGACGGCAGAACGAAAGCCUCAAGAAGCGGAAGGAGCUGAGGCAGAUGAACUCCGAGGCUAGAGGCUGGAUGGAUUCCAUCCCAGACUGGGUCGGCAACCGCGACCUCGUUGUGGGCCCUGCGCUGUUCCGGCUUGGGGGUGAUGUCGGCAAGGCGGCCCCGGUGGAGGCUCCCGCUGCUUUGGACGAGUUGCCCGAAGAGCGCUGGGAGGUUCCGUGUGAUGAGCGUCGCUCUGUGUGUCCCAUCAGCGGAGAGCGCUUCGACAGGGUCUGGAGCAGCACGCUGAACGACUGGGCUUUCGUCGGUGCCGUGGCUGCUGAGGCGAGUGCAACGCGGCCGUUGAG